AUGCCUGUUCCUUUCGAGACUCUGAUUCCCUAUGGAAUCAUGGUUGCCACGCUAAGAUCAGUCCAGAUGUUUGGCAUUACCGGCACCGGCUUGCACGUCAUCAAAUACGUCCAGAAUGGUGGGAAGAAACCUCGUUGGGGGCUGGAUCAAUGGGACAGACAAAGUACGCACCGUUCCGAGAUCAUGACUUUUCCUUGCAAUCGGCUUGAUAUUUAA
Molecule: messenger RNA, 216 nt
Organism: Colletotrichum gloeosporioides
Lineage: Eukaryota; Fungi; Ascomycota; Sordariomycetes; Glomerellales; Glomerellaceae
Exons: 3
Coding region: 1-216 (71 amino acids)
Source: RefSeq, a predicted model, not a curated record